This is a messenger RNA of Malus domestica (apple), 2133 nucleotides long. RefSeq names its product auxin-responsive protein IAA26. Gene Ontology annotation, biological process: regulation of DNA-templated transcription. Gene Ontology annotation, cellular component: nucleus. Lineage: Eukaryota; Viridiplantae; Streptophyta; Magnoliopsida; Rosales; Rosaceae. The record is from RefSeq and is a predicted model, not a curated record. Gene Ontology annotation, molecular function: protein binding.
CUGUAGGCAAAUAGGGCAGUGACUUUGGGAGCAAGAAUGUCAUUUUCUAUCAAAUAUAGAGGGGAUGUUUGGGGUUGUGUGCUAACGAGGCUGGACAACAUUUGGUGUUGGUGAGAGGCGAGGUCAGCACAGCACAGCACGCUUUGCUUCCUGAGUUGAACAACCUCCUCCUCCUGUUAUUACGUUGUGUUUUUAGAGAGAGGGGCUGUGGUUGCGUGCAUUUGCUCUAAUUUCUGUUUUCUGUUUUGGGGUUCUUUGGGGGGAAGGGAAUCUCUCUGCCCAUCUCAUCAUUUUUCACUUUUGUUUCCAUCUCUAUUUGUAAAAAUCUCUCACAGCAACUACUCAUACAACCCACGAGUCCCAAAAGUAGAGAGAGAGAGAGAGAGAGAGAGAGAGAGAGGAGAGAGAAGGAAAAAACGAAAAGAAAAGAAGAGAAAGAACCCACUAAAGCCUACAUCAAAUUUUAAAGAGAAAAAAACCCCGUAGACAUCAAUCCCCGCCCUAUUUUAGCCUCCCUGUCCCUUUUGUGCUUUAAGUUUGGUUGUUUGUUCUUCUCCUUAUUUUCUCUUCCCUUGUGAGGUUUUGGUUUUUCCUUUGUGCUUGUUUCUUCAAGAUCUUUUGAUAUCAAAGGUGUGUGAGACCAAGUGAGCAAUUUGAGCACAUGAGGAUGUUGGCCUUUGAAGUUUAGAGCUUUGUCCAAAGACUUUUAUAAGUUCCUUCAAUUUGUAUUUCUGGUGUGAAAAGUACAAGGGAAAGUAAAAAGAUUUGAAUUUUUCACUAGGGUCAUCACAAAAACUGAGUAUUUAGAUAUGGUCGCUGAGAUGGAGGGAUGUACAAGGAAGGAGGAGGAGGCAUGUCCACAGCUGCUAGAUUUAAUUCCUAGACAGAGAGACUGGCUUGUGAGCAGAGAUAUUGAGGGCAGCAGCCAUGGAAGCUCCUCCUCAGAGGAGAAGAAGCUUGAGCUCAGGCUUGGCCCUCCAUGCCAAAACUGGUCAAUGGAAAGAGAAAGAGAUGAGAAGUCUCAGUCCCUUCUCUCUCUUGGGUACUUUUCUUCCCCCAUGUUCUCCAACCAAACCCAGAAACUUAUUUCUUCUUACCAGCAGCAGGCAAAAGUUGGAUCUUUUAUUCACCUGCCUGUCAACCCCAACAAAGCGUCACAGCCCUGUUGCAGUAAAGUGGUAGACUUGCAGAAUGCAGAAAGGAAAGGGUUUUCACCAGCCCCUGCAAACACAGCUGUGCUCCCCAACACCUCUCAGAAAAGAACUGCUCCUGCUCCGGUUGUGGGUUGGCCUCCAGUUCGAUCAUUUAGGAAAAAUCUUGCAAGCAACAACUCAUCGAAACCUGCGGUUGAAUCCGAAAAUGUUGUCCAAAACAAAGUUCCUAAUGGUAAACCAGUUGAAACCAGCAGACAGGGUCUGUUUGUGAAAAUUAACAUGGAUGGGGUUCCCAUCGGAAGAAAAGUGGACCUCGGUGCCUAUGACAGCUACCAAAAGCUCUCCUCCGCUGUCGAUGAACUCUUCCGUGGCCUUCUCGCAGCUCAAAGAGAUUCCUGUGCUGGUGGAACCAAGAACAAGCAAGGGGAAGAGAAAGAAAUCGCAGGCUUAUUGGAUGGAAGUGGAGAAUAUACCCGUUAUGAAGAUAAUGAAGGAGACAGGAUGCUCGUUGGGGAUGUCCCAUGGCAGAUGUUUGUGUCGACUGUGAAGAGGCUGCGUGUGCUCAAGAGCUCUGAACUUUCUGCACUUCGUCUUCGUAGCAGCAAGCAAGAUAAGAUGCCACUUUGACUCUGCAUUCAACCGAAGAAAGGGGAAUUUUAAUCUCAAGAAUCCACCAUUGAAGUUUGUAUUUUGCACUAGACUUGUUUUGUGUGACUUAUCUGAAAUUUUGCUUCAGUAAUUUCUGUGGAGAAAAGGAAAUGAGAAAAGGAAGCCAAGUGGCGUGUGGAGAUGUAUGGGUCUGUAUCUUGGCUCUUGUAGAAAAAAGAGAAGCAAAGAAUGUGCUUUGGGUGGCACAUCACCUUGCCAUAUUAUGCAUUCUGGUAAUUAUGUUACGCGGAUUUAACCGAAUGCCACAUUAUUUACUCUGUUAUGGAUUCUAGCAAUAAUGUUAUGUUGGUUCAACCGAUUGUAAGUCGAA